This is a messenger RNA of Meloidogyne enterolobii, 336 nucleotides long. The record is from the annotation of a GenBank genome assembly. Lineage: Eukaryota; Metazoa; Nematoda; Chromadorea; Rhabditida; Meloidogynidae.
AUGUCCAAAGAAGUCAAAAAUGGUAAAGAAAAACUUGUGCCUGGAGAUAUAAUUAGAAUGGGCGAUGGAAGGAAGCUUAGUGAAAAAUUUUACGAACAUGUGAACAUCGGGGCAUACUUGCACAAUUACACGGGGAUUUGGACUCUGGGAUUGGAUAUGUUGCCAACAACUGGGCAACGAACUUUAAAUUUGUUUGUAUAUAAGGGCUGUGCCUGUGGAAUGGAGGCGUGGGUGGGUUUUAAAGAUAGCUUGGUACCUGCGUCUGCUGGGUGUUGGUGUGGGAUUUGGAUAUGUGGGAUGGGAUUUGGUCUGAUUAAGGGGAUUCGGGUGGAUUAA